Pomacea canaliculata is the source of this 7998-nucleotide messenger RNA. Its product is annotated as E3 ubiquitin-protein ligase SHPRH-like. Gene Ontology annotation, molecular function: ubiquitin protein ligase activity; metal ion binding; protein binding. The record is from RefSeq and is a predicted model, not a curated record. NCBI's taxonomy places the organism in Eukaryota, Metazoa, Mollusca, Gastropoda, Architaenioglossa, Ampullariidae. Gene Ontology annotation, biological process: protein polyubiquitination; DNA damage response. Gene Ontology annotation, cellular component: nucleus.
CUUAUUUUUGAUUGUUUUUCCGGUGUAAACAACAGGUUAGACUAGUGUCUGUGCAUAUUGUGUGAGUAAUGAUCUCUUGUAAUUCUGAUACGGUAAAUUGAAAGCUGAGUUUCAAAUGUGCAUCCCAGUAGACAGAGCUUUCAUUUAAUACCUAAUUUAAUAAUACUGCCAACAUAGAUAACUUUUCUCCUGCAAAAGUAAGGUUGCCACCUGACCAUGGCUACUUUGAAAGUAAAUUAUACUAGAAAUCGGAUACAUUUGUCAACAUUUUUAGUUUUAAAAAAACCCAAAUGUUUUGACUUUUUGGCUGGAGAAGACAAAGUUAUAGUUCAUGUCUUAAUUGUGCAUGAAACCUACUUUCACUUUCGUGUAAUUUUCUUCAUUAUAUGCUGUCAUUUUCAUUUAUGACGCUCACCCAACGAAUUAGUUACUAUAUAGGAGUCAUUCGAAGAGGUUUUAAUAGUUUCUCUAAGUCUGAACCACUAGGCAGAAAAUGCAACAAAGUAGAUGAUAAAAGAUGGAGGAAAACAAUGAAAUCAUCAACUAUACGAAAAGUUAAGAUUUUAUUACUCUUUGCAAGCUGUAAUAAUUUGAACCGAAAAGUUUUAUGUUUCUCAACUGUUAAAUUUAAUUUUGUAGUAUGCACAGACCAUUGGCUCUCGCUGAGAGCUCGGUUCUGUCCUUACAACACCUCGCUUGGAACAAUAUUCUUGGUUGGAAAAGUUGUCUCGCUACACGUACCGCACGCUAUCAAUACCUUUCUAUGUAAUUCAACGUCAGUUAUCACACUUAAGUAUCACACCACAGUGCAGUUUUAGUUAUAGUGUUUAUCUGUUGUCCAUUUCUAGUUUGAAGUAAAUUUUGUGCCUUUUAGAUGGAUUCAACAUUAUUACAUGAGUGGCUUUGUUUUUUUUUUGUUGUUGUUUUGCAGAUGACAAUUUUCUAUAUGCUUCUUUUGAAGUUUCAGCUUCAUGCUUAAUAAAUGAACCCUUUCAGUGUGUCAACCUUUUUUGUUUGUACUUUUAAUCUAUCAUUGCACAUGUAAUUUACAUCAUUAGAUUUGGAAAUGGGUAAAAGAAAACAAACCACACCUACGCAGAUGAGGGAGGAGAAGCGGCAGCAACUUCAGUGGAAUAUGCUGGAUGGAAAUAAUGGUGAUGCAAGCAGUUUUAAUUCUACUGGAUCUCUCCUGAUUAUUCCUGAUGAUGAUCCUAUUCUUCAUCAAGAAGAAGAAGCAGCCAUUUUCUCUCUUGAAAGCAAUAGUGCAAAUAAUUCUUGCACUCAACAAUCUGACUUGAAACAACUUAAUUUUGCAAAGACAAAUUUUUCACCGAAUAAUUAUUGCCCUGUAUUUUCCAAAGAAGUGUAUGAUUUUUUUCAAAGUCCCCAAUCAAUUAUUUUGUUUAAACAACUCCUUGAAGACUGUAUUUUGUGUAUUACAAUCCAUAGCAGCAUAACAGCUAAAGAUGAGGAGUGGCAUUUUGAGAUUGGCAGGUUCAGCUUUAAGCUCCAGCCUCACCCUUGUUUUCAAGCAAACACUGUUAAUCUUCCUGGCAGUAGUUUGUGCUGGUUGUAUAUUUCACAUGUACAAGGAAGACACAUGAUUUAUUUUGAAGACAGUUAUGGAUCUAAUAAUGAGUCUAUACAGAUGUUUUGGCAUCUGGAGCUGAAUGUUGAUAAUGUAUUAGAACUGUUUGAGGGGCUGGAGACCAAACACUUUCAGUUGGUCCGUGGAAGAUAUGACAGUAUGAAAAGGGAGCAAGAAGUGAUUAUCUAUGGCCGAGAGAGCAUAGUGAUGGCCUUGUCAUAUCCUAGUGAAGCAUUCCGUUUGAAACCUGUACAUAAGGCACUAAAGAAAUUGAUGUGUCAUUUCCAUAAUAUUGGUCCUCUUUAUGAUCUGAGCAGCAGACUGAGAACAGAACAGCAUGAUUUUCACCAGCUGUAUGAAGCUGUCAUGAGCAUCCAGCAGUCUACAAAAAUGAAGGCUACUAUAGAUGUACAGCAUCCUGAUCUCAAGCCUUUGCUGAGGCCAUACCAGCGUGAUGCUGUUGUUUGGAUGUUGCAUCAAGAGUGUUUUCUACCCAAGGUUUCAUUGGAUGACCCAGAAUCUUUAUGUGACUUACAUCCGUUGUACGUUGAAAUGAAGACAUCAUGUGGUAAAACCUUUUAUUACAACAGGCAUGGUGGCAGCAUUGUGAAGCAAAGACCAUCAAAGACCAAAACACCCCCAAGGGGUAUACUUGCUGAUGAAAUGGGACUAGGUAAAACUGUGGAGGUACUUUGCCUUAUACUUCUGCACCAGCGUCCACCUCUUCCACCACCCUCUCAACUACCCACUCUUGCUGAGACCCAGUUAGAGGACAAAGGCCCUGAAAAGGAAACAACUGAAAAUGAUGGGCAAGAAGAAUGGUGUAGCACAACUGUUGUGACUGCACUUGAAGCUGUCACACAAGUGUCACAGACAGAAGAAACAUUUCCAGAUUCACCUGUAUCUUCUGGGAAACAGGCAAAAGAGUUAAAUGCAGAGGGUGCUGGCAGCUAUCACACUGUUCAAACGUCAAGCAGUAUUCCACAUAUUUCUGAGAUGCAGAGAGAUAUGAUUUCUUCUGCUCCAAUCAUUUUUGAAAAAUCCGAAUCGAAUCAUGACAUAUCUCUCUCAAUGAGCAGUAAGACAACAAAAGAUAUAAACAUUGACGCCAUGGAGAUUAAACAGAUUUCUGGGCAAGACAGCACUGAAAGUGAAAAAUGCAACACACCAAAUAAUGGCAUGUCACCGUUGACUGCUACUUCUUCAGGCAAGCUACAGCAGCAUCGUAAACUCAUCCAACAGACAGACAGUUUGGCUAACAGUUGCAUUGAGCGAAAGCAGCUGUUUGAAUGUGUGUGUGGAAAGAGCAAAAAUGAGACUAACUCUACACGGAAAAAAAUUAAGAAAGCUCUUCAUGUUGUAGAGUGUGUAGACUGUGGUGCACAGCAGCAUGCUGAAUGCUUAAAUUAUGAUCUUGCUGAUGCCUUCCGUGGACAGUACAAGUGUCCACAUUGCCAUGUGGCUUCUACACCACUUCCAUCUGGAGCAACAUUGAUCAUAUCGCCAUCUCAAAUUUGUGAUCAGUGGGUGGAAGAAAUAAUGAAGCACAUUCAAGUCAAAAGUCUGAAUGUAUUUGUAUACCAAGGUGUGAACAGACAGGGUUUUGUUCAGCCACGCAUGCUUGCUUCACAGGAUAUAGUUGUGACCACGUAUGAAACGCUUUGCAAGGAGCUUGAUUAUGUGGAUCUUCCACACACAAACAGUAAGAAUGGGCGAAGAUUCCGCCAUCCAAAGCGUUUCAUGGCUAUCCCAAGUCCAUUGGUGGCUGUGGAAUGGUGGAGAGUAUGCCUUGAUGAGGCUCAGAUGGUGGAAUGUGUUACAGCAAAGACUGCAGAGAUGGCCCUAAGACUGACAGCUAUCAAUAGGUGGUGUGUAACAGGAACACCUCUUAUUCACAGUGUAGAAGACAUAUAUGGUUUACUACUUUUUCUUGGACUGGAUCCAUACUGUGUGAUGCAAUGGUGGCGGAUUUUGUUGUGGGAACCGUAUUGCCAUGGCUUCCAGUAUCCUUUGCACCAUGCCCUGUCAAAGGUGUUGUGGCGCACUGCUAAAAAGGAUGUGAUUAACCAGAUUUUGCUACCUGAGCAGACUGAACAAAUGUGCUGGUUGACCUUCUCACCAAUAGAGGAUCAUUUCUACCGGCGAUUGUAUAACAAAUGCUUUGAUCAGGCCAUGAGGAAUUUGUCAGGAAGAACAGAUCUGUCAACAAAGCUUAACACCAUGGAUUCAGGAACUUUGAACAAGUUGCUGCAACCACUGCUUCAUCUGCGUCAGGCCUGCUGUCAUCCACAGGUUGUGCGAGGAGCUUUCAUCCCAAUACAUGACAGUAUGCUGACCAUGGAAGAGUUGUUAGAAUCUUUGAUCAAGAAAACAAGGUACGAAUGUGAGGAAGCCCACAGGGGGAAAGUUGCUGCCAUGAAUGGGCUUGCUGCUUUGCAGAUCAUCCAGAAACAGCCAAAGGAGGCUGUGGAGCUGUAUCGCGAGGUACUGCAGUCUGUGGAAGAGUGUAAAGCAGAGCUAGGCACUGACGAGCUCCAACAGUUGCAUGCAAUGUUCAACCUUGAAGAAGUUCUAGCCACCAAACCACAAGGUGUUGCUCCCACACUUCGUGACCACCAGCUGGCUGCCCAGUGCAAAGAGGUACAGAAGAAAUAUAUGAUGAAAGCAGAGACAUAUGUAGCCACAAGCCAUGAGCAGUUUUCUUCUUGUGAAAACACAAUUCAGGAACUACAACAAGAGUUGGAUGAAGGCACUGACUGGUGGCUGGAGGUGAUAGACUGGGCUGCAGAGAGAGAGAUGGGAGGAGAGCUAGUUCUGUGGGUACGCGAUAACCUUGCAGAUCACACUUCACCAUACUUUGGAGCCUCAAUCCUCAGCUUUCGAGACACAACAAGUUUACAGUAUAUAAUAGAUACCCAGCUGCAAGGGCUGGAGUCAGCACGAAAUUGUCUACUUCGAGAUCUCAAAAAGCUCAACAAAAAAGGGGGCUUAACUCCAGACGUCAUCAACCAGACGGUGGAGUGUUGCCUUCGUCCUUCCAAUGAGAUUUUGAAAAGCUGCCCUUUUUGCAAGGUUGAAAGUCUGCUGACAAAUUACGAGUCCAAAUUGUUCGCAUUUAAGGAAGGGUCUGUGUUUGGGUUUCUUGAUGUGGACAAUCCUACACAUAAGGUCAACACUAUUCGUAGGGGAACAUGGGCUGAUGGUCAGACUGAACUGGCUUUGAAGUCCAUCCUAUCAUUUGGACGAACAAAAAGAAUGCAAGGUCAGAGCCUUCAUUUUGGAUCAGUUCAUAUCAAACUUUUAGAUGGACUGAAAAAGGAAUUUAAGCAAUUGCGUGUGCUAUGGAUGGCUCUGCGUGAGCAUGUCUCUGCCAUUGAUGAGCUCAAGAUGGCCACUAUUCGUCUGCGCAUCCGACAUCCAGAUGAGCCACGAACUAAUAGGACAGAAGUCAAUAUUCUAGAGCCAACAGAGGUUGAGGCCCAUAAACAAAAGCUGAUGACAGACAAAAUUGUCAAUCAAGGAGAGUUGCAGAAGAAGCUGGGGCAGCUCAUGUAUCUGAAAAACCUGGCUAAGUCCCAACACACAGUGUCGGAAGGCAAAAACCCAGAACCCUGUCCUGUAUGCCAACAUAAACUAGGACAUAAGUGGAGUGUCUUGCGGUGUGGUCAUUGCUACUGUAUGGACUGCAUUGACACCUUGCUGACGCGCUUACCCCAGAUAGGUUUUCGCACCAAAGCUGUCAAGUGCCCUAUGUGUCGUGAGAUGACUCCAGAGACACAGAUCUCUUAUGUCAGCAUGCAGCCAUGGGCCCUCAUUGAUGCUGUUGAUUCUGGUGUAUCUGUGAAAGGCAGCCAUUCCAGCAAAGUUACUGCAGUAGUCCAAUGUCUUUUGAACAUCAGGAAAUCAGAGCCAGAUGCUAAAACUUUGGUCUUUUCCACAUGGACAGAUGUGUUGGAUGUGAUUGGAAAAGCUCUGGAAGAGAACAGCAUUACAUAUACAACUUUACAUAGUGUUGGAAAUGUUCAGAGAAGGAACCUGUCUUUAUUUAAGGAGAAACAGGAGCUGUCUGUGUUGCUGUUGCCCUACCACUCAGGUGCUAAUGGCUUGAAUCUGAUUGAAGCAACUGCUAUAUUGGUGGAACCAAUCUUGAACCCAGCACAGGAGGCACAGGCUAUUGGCCGCAUUCAUAGGAUUGGACAGACCAGAAAAACCAAGAUUCAUCGGUUUUUCAUUCGUCGAACCAUUGAAGAGCGCAUCCAUACUUUAGUAGAGUCAACUUUGCGCCCUGCUGCAAUAUCAGCCGAGAAAGCCCCGGCUGUGAUCGACGACACGAUGACGAUCGGCCAGCUGAUCUCUCUAUUUCAGGAUACCCGUAGGGACGAUCAUGGUGAUGAUGAAGACAUGAAUGAUAUCGAGCAGACGGGCAAUGUUGACCAGAGAGCAGCAAGCAGCGAUGUCAGCAACAUGGAGACUAUAAGCGGUCAUAGGAGUGAUGUUUAGAAUUCCAGCAGCAGUGGUGACAUCAUCUUCCAGUGAUGCUAUCAACAAGGAGUCGAUGAUCAAAGUGAGAGAUCAUGCUUCGCAGCCCCAAAACCGACAAGUUACAAGGCUACAUUUGAUGCGUGAAGAUCGACAAAACUGCAGCAUUUUUGUUGUUUCGCGACCUUGUAAAAGUGAUAAUAUUUUUAGGAAAGUCAUAAACCCAAAUAUGUCAGGCCCUUAACACCUCACUCCCCUACCACCGUAAGGUCAGGGGGCUACUAUUAUCUUUGAUGUAUUUAAAUCUUCAAAUUUUUCCUAGGCCAGUUAUGGGGAGUGAGUGUCGGAGAGAGAAGGCGAGAAAGAAUUUAAACAUCUAUGAACACAAAAAGUGAUUGUUGAAGUCUAUUCGUGUCCUAAAUAAUAAUGUCCAAUUUCUUGCACGAAGAUAAUCGUUUUCACGUGUGCUUGAAAUUGUAUCAAAAGAAAUCAGAGGAUGAUCUUUAUAUAUAGAAGAAAUCUUCCUUACAUUGCAUUAUGAGAAUGGGGACAUCAAAGUCAAGGAUUUUUUUUUUUUUUUUUUGUAAUUUUAAAGCUGUGCCCAGACCGGAUAUUGAUUUACUUUACCCAUGGGCAUCUUUGCAGCUGCUUUAUAACUGUGACUUCAGGAGUAAAUCAACACCCGCGAGGUCUGGACAUCUCUUUUAUAACCAAGGACAUAAAAAAGGCUUACCCUGGCCUCUCCAUUCUGCCCCAUGGCAGUCACGUCUAUUCUCUUCUUAACUGCAGCCCAGGCGAGAAACACAACAAUUUUUUCCUAAUUACAUGUGCAUGUAGUUCUUUGUAUAGUAGGACUGUGUUCGUCCUAUUUGUAUCCAUAUGUGCAGCGAAGGGUCACUGAAAACAUUUUAAGCCUGUUACCUAACAGAAUCUAAAGCUUUAGAAUGUCUAACCACGUUGUCAGACUGUCUGAUACAGCUAAUCCAGAUCGUCAAGAAAAAUCACGUGUCAUUUGUAAAACAAACGGCUAGCAGGUCCAAGGCUAGAGAGGUUAAUUGUGGGACAAAGGCUUACACCACAGUCCAAUGUACAGUUAUCUGACAAUAAACCUUCGGCUGUUGUAUAAUUGUCUCUUGUAUAAUUCUAGUGUUCCAGGCUCAGAUAUCGGCAGCGUGAAACUCUUUACCAUGAGUUUGUACACGAGUUUGUACAAUGCAUGUACUCAGGAUUGUUUUUCCUACCGCAUAGAGAAUAUUUUCCUACUGAGAUUCAGUUGGUCUUCAUCCAUUGCUGUACUUUCGUUGAAAAGUUUAUCUACACUACAUUUCCACUACGCUUGUAAAUCGUAUCUGCUCCCCAUUUUCAUGUUAUCGUUUGUUUCUCGCUGUUUCUGGUGGGUGGCGGCACGUGUCUGAAUAAAAUCUCUUGUUCGGAUUUUGAUGAAGGCUCCCACAUGCCGAAGACUUUUUAAUAUUGUCAGUAAUCAGACGCACGUCCGGAUACAGUCCGCGUGCAGUGUUCCGGACUCCCACUCAAUAACGCUCGGCAUCUGUUCUUUGGACUUCACACCCGCAUUUACGUACGUGUCUUUGACAAAGUUGUAUACAGAGGGUCUGCUGUAAAUAGAAAAUACUUGUAUACUUCUGCUAUUUCAAAAAUAAAGAAUUGGUUAAAAGAUAUGGCAGAGAUCAAUGAGUGAUCACAAAAUGUUUUUAAAAUUGGAAAAUGCUCAAUCGUGCAUGUUCUUAGAGAACCAGAUAUUAUGUACACAGUAAAUUCCUUUUUAGCGACCCAAAAAGCAGCCACACAUAGACAGCCAGGAUGUUUAUGUUGUAUUUCGCCACUGUGCUGGAAUACCGAAUAGUACACUCAGCAAUGGUCAUAUGUAGACCUCAAUUAUUUUCACUGAAUAAAUUAAAUUUUCAAAUGUA